AUGGGGGGGCGGGUGGAGCUAGAGGGGGCGGUGGAGGAGGCGGUGGGGGUGGAGGGGGGAGUGGGAGUGGCGGUGGGGGUGGUGGCGGGAGUGGAGGUACUAGUGGUGGCGGUGGAGGCGGAGGUGGCGGCGGAGGUGGUAGCGGAGGAGGCGGUGGGAGCGGUGGGAGCGACGGUCCUGGUGGGGGAGGUGGCGGUGGAGACGGGGGUGGCGGUGGAGGCGGGGGUGGCGGUGGAGGCGGGGGUCGGAGUGGCUCGUCCCAGCGGAGCAGCUCUGGGGGUGGUACUAGUGAGGCUGCAGCUCUAG
This is a messenger RNA of Closterium sp. NIES-65, 306 nucleotides long. Lineage: Eukaryota; Viridiplantae; Streptophyta; Zygnematophyceae; Desmidiales; Closteriaceae. The record is from the annotation of a GenBank genome assembly.